AUUCAGUCCUCCCCAUCCAUUCCCUCUGUCCGUCUGUCCCUCCGCUGUCCCUGCACCAUGGGGCCUGCCUCAGGUCCCAGCCUGCUGCUGCUGCUGCUGCUCACCUGCCCACCCCUGACCCUGGGGGAUCCCAUGUACUCCAUAAUCACCCCCAACAUACUGCGGCUGGACAGCGAGGAGACCCUGGUGCUGGAGGCCCACGAAGCGCAAGGCGAUGUUCCAGUCACUGUCAUUGUUCAAGACUUCACCAAGCAGCAUACGCUGGCCAAUGAGAAAACCACACUGACCAGUGCCACUGGCUACCUGGGCAACGUCACCGUCAAGAUCGAGGCCACCAAGGAGUUCAAGUCAGAAAAGGGGCGCAAAUUCGUGAUCAUCCGGGCGAGCUUCGGGCCCACCGUGGUGGAGAAGCCGGUGCUGGUCAGCCUGCAGAGCGGGUACCUGUUCAUCCAGACGGACAAGACCAUCUACACGCCCAGCUCCACGGUUCGCUAUCGGAUCUUCACCGUGGACCACAAGCUGCUGCCCGUGGGCCGGACGGUUAUGGUCAGCAUUGAGAACCCCGAAGGCAUUCCUGUCAAGCAGGAAUCUUUCUCUUCUCACAACCAUUUCGGCAUCUUGCCGUUGUCUUGGAACAUCCCGGAGCUGGUUAACAUGGGACCCUGGAAGAUCCGAGCCUACUAUGAAAAUUCACCAAAGCAGGUCUUCUCGGCUGAGUUUGAGGUGAAAGAGUACGUGCUGCCCAGUUUCGAGGUCAUAGUGGAGCCUGCAGAGAAAUUCUACUAUAUCUAUGACCAGAAUGGCCUGGGGGUCACCAUCAUAGCCAGGUUCUUAUAUGGGAAGAAUGUCGAUGGAGUUGCCUUUGUCAUCUUCGGGGUCCAGGAUGGGGACCAGAGGAUUUCCCUGGCUGAGUCCCUCACCCGCGUCGAGAUUGAGGACGGCACCGGGGAGGCCUUGCUGAAGCGGAAGGUGCUGCUGGACGGGGUGCAGCCCUCCGGGGCCGACUCCCUGGUGGGGAAGUCCCUGUACGUGUCAGUCACUGUCAUCCUGCACUCAGGCAGCGACAUGGUGCAGGCGGAACGCAGUGGGAUCCCCAUCGUGACCUCCCCCUACCAGAUCCACUUCACCAAGACAGCCAAGUACUUCAAACCAGCCAUGCCCUUUGACCUCAUGGUGUACGUGACCAACCCCGACGGCUCUCCCGCACGCCGCGUCCCCGUGGUGGUCCAGGGCCACGAGAACGUGGAGGCUCAGACCCAGGACGAUGGCGUGGCCAAGCUGACCAUCAACACGAAAGACACCCGGCAGCCCCUGAGCAUCACGGUGCGCACGAAGAAGGAGGGCAUCUCGGAGGCAGAGCAGGCCACCAACACCAUGCAGGCGCAGCCCUACAGCACCGUGGGCAACUCCAACAACUACCUGCACCUCUCGGUGCCGCGCGUCGAGCUGAAGCCCGGCGAGACCCUCAACAUCAACUUCCACCUGCGCGCCGACCCCGGCCUGGACGCCAGGAUCCGCUACUACACCUACCUGAUCAUGAACAAAGGGAAGUUGCUGAAGGUGGGGCGCCAGGUGCACGAGCCCGGCCAGGACCUGGUGGUCCUGCCUCUGACCGUCACUAAGGACUUCAUUCCUUCCUCGGGCACCAAUGGCCAGAGGGAGGUGGUGGCCGACUCCGUGUGGGUGGACGUCAAGGACUCCUGUGUGGGCACGCUGGUGGUGAAGAGUGGCGGGAAGGAUGACCGAAAGCCUGCACCUGGGCAGCAGAUAACCCUCAAAAUAGAGGGUGACCUGGGGGCCCGAGUGGGCCUGGUGGCCGUGGACAAGGGCGUGUUUGUGCUGAACAGCAAGAACAGGCUGACUCAGAGCAAGAUCUGGGACGUGGUGGAGAAGGCAGACAUCGGCUGCACCCCGGGCAGCGGGAAGGACUAUGCCGGCGUCUUCACCGAUGCAGGGCUGGCCUUCAAGACCAGCAAAGGCCAGGAGACCGCUCAGAGGGGAGAUCCUGAGUGCCCGAAGCCAGCCGCCCGCCGCCGUCGCUCCGUGCAGCUCAUGGAGAAGAGGAUGGACAAAGUGGGUCAGUACUCCAAGGAGCUGCGCAAGUGCUGUGAGGACGGCAUGCGGGAGAAUCCCAUGCGGUUCUCGUGCCAGCGCAGGGCCAGGUUCAUCACCCUGGAUGCGUCGUGCGUGAAGGCCUUCCUGGACUGCUGCAACUACAUCACCGAGCUCAGGCGGCAGCACGCGCGGCUCAGGCCGCUGGGCCUGGCCAGGAGCGACCUGGAUGAGGACAUCAUCCCAGAAGAACACAUCAUUUCCCGAAGCUACUUCCCGGAGAGCUGGCUGUGGACGAUGAUUCCAGAGGGGCUCAAGGACCAACCGAAAGAUGGCCUGGCCACGAAGCUCAUGAACGUGUUUUUGAAAGACUCCAUCACCACUUGGGAGAUUCUGGCUGUGAGCCUGUCGGACAAGAAAGGGAUCUGCGUGGCAGACCCCUACGAGGUCACGGUGAUGCAGGACUUCUUCAUCGACCUGCGGCUGCCCUACUCUGUUGUGCGCAACGAGCAGGUGGAAAUCCGGGCCAUCCUCUACAAUUACCGGGAGAAGGAAGAGCUCAAGGUGAGGGUGGAACUGCUCCACAAUCCAGCCUUCUGCAGCCUGGCCACCGCCAAGAAGCGCCACCAGCAGACUGUCACCAUCCAGCCCAAGUCCUCGCUGGCUAUACCUUAUGUCAUCGUGCCCCUGAAGGUCGGCCUUCAGGAGGUGGAAGUCAAGGCUGCCGUCUACAAUCGCUUCAUCAGCGACGGUGUCAGGAAGACCCUGAGGGUCGUGCCGGAAGGAAUUAGAAUCAACAAAACUGUGGCGGUUCGCACACUGGAUCCAGAACACCUGGGCCAAGGGGGCGUGCAAAGAGAGGACAUCCCUCCUGCAGACCUCAGUGACCAAGUCCCAGACACGGAAUCUGAGACCAGUAUUCUCCUGCAAGGGACUCCGGUGGCCCAGAUGGCAGAGGAUGCCAUCGAUGGCAAUCGGCUGAAGCAUCUCAUUGUGACCCCCUCGGGCUGCGGGGAGCAGAACAUGAUAGGCAUGACACCCACGGUCAUCGCCGUGCACUACCUGGACCACACAGAGCAGUGGGACAAGUUCGGCUUGGAGAAGCGGCAGGAGGCCUUGGAGCUCAUCAAAAAGGGGUACACCCAGCAGCUGACCUUUAAACAACCCAGCUCGGCCUACGCGGCCUUCCUGAACCGGACCCCCAGCACCUGGCUGACUGCCUACGUGGUCAAGGUCUUCUCUUUGGCCGUCAACCUCAUUGCCAUCGACUCCCAGGUCCUCUGUGGGGCCGUGAAGUGGCUGAUCUUGGAGAAACAGAAGCCCGAUGGCGUCUUCCAGGAGGAUGGGCCGGUGAUACACCAAGAAAUGAUCGGUGGCUUCCGGGAGAACACGGAGAAAGACAUGGCCCUCACCGCCUUUGUCCUCAUCGCGCUGCAGGAGGCUAAAGACAUCUGCGAGGGGCAAGUCAAUAGCCUGCCAGGUAGCAUCAACAAAGCAGGAGAAUUCCUCGCAGCCAACUACCUGAACCUAAGGAGACCGUACACUGUGGCCAUUGCUGCCUACGCCCUGGCCCAGAUGGACAAGUUGGACGGCCCCAUCCUCGACAAAUUCCUGAACACAGCCACAGAAAAGAACCGCUGGGAAGAGCCUGGGAAGCAGCUCUACAACGUGGAGGCGACAUCCUACGCCCUCUUGGCCCUGCUGCUGCUGAAAGACUUCGACACGGUGCCACCCGUUGUGCGCUGGCUCAACGAGCAGAGAUACUACGGCGGCGGCUACGGCUCCACCCAGGCCACCUUCAUGGUGUUCCAAGCCUUGGCCCAAUACCAAAAGGAUGUCCCUGACCACAAGGAUUUGAACCUGGAUGUGUCCAUCCACCUGCCCAGCCGUAGCUCCGAAAUCAGGCACCGCAUCCUCUGGGAAUCUUCUAGCCUCCUGCGGUCAGAAGAGACCAAGGAAAACGAGGGUUUCACAUUAACAGCUGAAGGGAAAGGCCAAGGCACUUUGUCGGUGGUGACAGUGUACCAUGCCAAGAUCAAAGGCCAAAUCACCUGUAAGAAGUUCAACCUCAAGGUCACCAUAAGGCCAGCCCCAGAAACAGAAAAGAAACCUCAGGAUGCCAAAAGCACUAUGAUCCUCGACAUCUGCACCAAGUACCUGGGAGACCACGACGCCACGAUGUCUAUCCUGGACAUAUCCAUGAUGACUGGCUACGCUCCUGACAUGGAUGACCUCAAGCUGCUGAGCACCGGCGUGGACAGAUACAUCGCUAAGUACGAGCUGAACAAAGCCUACUCGGAAAAGAACACCCUCAUCAUCUACCUGGACAAGGUCUCACACUCCGAGGACGACUGUCUGUCCUUCAAAGUUCACCAGUACUUUAAUGUGGAGCUUAUCCAGCCUGGGGCAGUCAAGGUCUACUCCUAUUACAACCUGGAGGAAAGUUGUACCCAGUUCUACCACCCGGAGAAGGAGGACGGAAAGCUGAGCAAACUCUGCCACAACGAACUGUGCCGCUGUGCUGAGGAGAACUGCUUCAUGCAAAAGUCGGAGGACAAGGUCACCCUGGAGGAGCGUCUGGAGAAGGCCUGUGAGCCAGGGGUGGACUACGUGUACAAGACCAGGCUGGUCAAGUCGGUGCUGUCGGAGGACUUUGACGAGUACCUCAUGGCCAUCGAGCAGGUCAUCAAGUCAGGUCAGCCCCUGCCAUUUACCUGCCUUCCUACCUGCACCUUCCCCUGUGUCCUCAGCAGCGUUCUGAACCUGCAGUCCUGCUCUGCCUUCUCACCUGCAUCCUCCCCUGUCCUCAUUUCCGCCCCUCCUCCAGGCUCACGCCACCAGCCCCACUUUCUAGAUGGGCCCCAGACAGGCUAG
Molecule: messenger RNA, 4926 nt
Organism: Propithecus coquereli (Coquerel's sifaka)
Lineage: Eukaryota; Metazoa; Chordata; Mammalia; Primates; Indriidae
Gene: C3
Product: complement component 3
Biological process (GO): inflammatory response; complement activation
Cellular component (GO): extracellular region
Molecular function (GO): endopeptidase inhibitor activity
Source: RefSeq, a predicted model, not a curated record